This is a messenger RNA of Rubroshorea leprosula, 994 nucleotides long. The record is from the annotation of a GenBank genome assembly. Lineage: Eukaryota; Viridiplantae; Streptophyta; Magnoliopsida; Malvales; Dipterocarpaceae.
AAUUCGCAGCUAAACUGCUAGAAACUGAAUCAUGCUUGCUUAACGUUAACUUCUCCGCAAAAAACUCAUCAUGUCGGUCAAAAAGACCGAGUCGUCCUCUGGUUGGCGCCCCAACUCACCCCCUUCCACGCCACCCCAAAACACCAUUGCCGUACCCGAGAUCCCAAUCGAGAUCGUGAGCGAAGAAGAGAUGGCUUUCAUUGAAGCAGCUCUUGCUGCAACUCGCUCCUCUUUCUCGUCUUCUUCCAUCCCUUCAAUUUGUUCCCCCUCGCGCUCUUCUUUCCCGUCGUCUUCUCAGUUCCAGAGCAACGUGAGGUCGAUUCAUUCCAUUACCCUUUUGUCUAAACGGGGAGUAAGUGGUUGUAGCGAGCCGGAUAUUGAGGAUUCCGGCAAUUUGAGCGGUGCCCAGAAGAGGAAUAGAUUGCAAGAGUCCUUUUUGAGUCGGUUUAGAAGUAGAAGUGGGCUUAUGGUUACUGAUUUUACUGCCAUGGACUGGUGUGAGAAGCAAGUGGAGUUUAAACUCCGCUUUGGCAGAGGAGAAGUUAAUAGAGCAAUGAAAGCCGGUCUGGCUCGCCAUGCAGAACUUGAACAAGAGGUUGUUAGAAAAUUUGGAGUUCGUACUGACUUAGCUGAAGAUAGAUGGGCUACAAAGAUGAUUAAUUUCAUCACUGGUGUAAAUCAACUGUUGUUUGAAGGACUAACACGAGAGCUGCCACUGUGAGUUCAACCAUUUUGUUGUUAUCUCCAAAGUCUAUCUUUAGGUUGCUGGCUACACUUCUGUUUUCUGGUUGAAGCAUUUUUUUUCUUGUUCAUGUAAUUCAGAGCUGUUGCCUGAUGUUUUAAUUUCCAUAGUGAUGGUCAAUGUCUGUCUGUUCUGUCAGAAUAGGCUUUGUUGAAGGUGUGUGGAUUGUAGGGAUUAUUGAUGAGAUCCGAAUGCCCAAAACAGAAACUGAUGGAAAACCGAUAAUAGUGGAGAUAAAGACUUGUUUUCGAG